Molecule: messenger RNA, 1072 nt
Organism: Limulus polyphemus (Atlantic horseshoe crab)
Lineage: Eukaryota; Metazoa; Arthropoda; Merostomata; Xiphosura; Limulidae
Exons: 2
Source: RefSeq, a predicted model, not a curated record
AUGGGGCUUGUUGAUAAAAGUUCUAUAAGCCCGCUGUUAGAAAGAUUUCAUUCACUGUCGAGAGUAAGUUUCCAUUCACUGUCGAAAGUAAGAUUUCAUUCACUGUCGAGAGUAAGAUUUCCAUUCACUGUCGAGAGUAAGAUUUCAUUCACUGUCGAGAGUAAGUUUCCAUUCACUGUCGAGAGUAAGAUUUCAUUCACUGUCGAGAGUAAGUUUCCAUUCACUGUCGAGAGUAAGAUUUCAUUCACUGUCGAGAGUAAGAUUCCAUUCACUGUCGAGAGUAAGAUUUCAUUCACUGUCGAGAGUAAGUUUCCAUUCACUGUCGAGAGUAAGAUUUCAUUCACUGUCGAGAGUAAGAUUUCAUUCACGGUCGAGAGUAAGAUUUCAUUCACGGUCGAGAGUAAUAUUCCAUUCACGGUCGAGAGUAAGAUUCCAUUCACUGUCGAGAGUAAGAUUUCAUUCACUGUCGAGAGUAAGAUUUCAUUCACGGUCGAGAGUAAGAUUCCAUUCACGGUCGAGAGUAAGAUUCUAUUCACUGUCGAGAGUAAGAUUCCAUUCACUGUCGAGAGUAAGAUUCCAUUCACUGUCGAGAGUAAGAUUCCAUUCACUGUCGAGAGUAAGAUUUCAUUCACUGUCCAGAGUAAGAUUUCAUUUACUGUCGAGAGUAAGAUUCCAUUCACUGUCGAGAGUAAGAUUCCAUUCAUUGUCGAGAGUAAGAUUCCAUUCACUGUCGAGAGUAAGAUUCCAUUCACGGUCGAGAGUAAGAUUCUAUUCACUGUCGAGAGUAAGAUUCCAUUCACUGUCGAGAGUAAGAUUCCAUUCACUGUCGAGAGUAAGAUUCCAUUCACUGUCGAGAGUAAGAUUCCAUUCACUGUCGAGAGUAAGAUUCCAUACACGGUCGAGAGUAAUAUUCCAUUCACCGUCCAGAGUAAGAUUACAUUCACGGCCGAGAGUAAGAUUACAUUCACUGUCGAGAGUAAGAUUACAUUCACUGUCGAGAGUAAAAUUACAUUCACUGUCGAGAGUAAUAUUCCAUUCACUGUUGAGAGUAAGAUUCCAUUCAUCGUCGAGA